Gigantopelta aegis is the source of this 950-nucleotide messenger RNA. RefSeq lists its product as uncharacterized. The transcript has 4 exons. The coding region runs from base 147 to 737 and encodes 196 amino acids. Lineage: Eukaryota; Metazoa; Mollusca; Gastropoda; Neomphalida; Peltospiridae. The record is from RefSeq and is a predicted model, not a curated record.
UGUUAAAAUUCGUGAUUGGCUAAAAAAUAAACGGGUUAUCUUAUAAAUUGAGAAUGUCGGGAGCGGUUUUAAGACUUAGACAACUCUCCAAGAAGGCGAUCUUCGACUAGAAAUCAGGAAUUGGAAUCGUCUACAAGCCAGCAAAUAUGAAACUUAUCUUGUUGCUGUGUCUGACUGUCGCGGCAGUCUACGGCCAGACAUGUCCCAGCAGCAGUCCUGACGCCGAGUUUGGAAGCGACAUGUCGUUUUCUCCAAGCAAGAGGAAAAGUGCUGAAGAAUUCAAAGCCGAAAAAGCGCUUGAGGGCAAAAUUGGACGUGAUGCUGUUGCAGCGAUGAAGUCGGCAGAUAGGUGCGAAUCUUCUAGGGUGCGGCGGGCGGCCGCCGCCGCCAAACUACAAAGCAUCGCACCUAACUGGUGGUAUUACUGGCAGAGGAACUGCGAGCCGUGUCCACCAAACGCCAGAAUCUUGUACAGAUUCCACAGGAACAGAUGUUUCGUCAUCUUCGCACCAUGGCAGCAAGUCCGGGUAGUAACAUGCAGCCGCAAGAAAUGUGCAAGUCCCUGUAACUGCGGCAACUCCUUCUGCUUUCCCACGGCGUGGACUAGAGUAUGGUUCUUUGGAUGGUGCAGUACCAACAUCGGUGGAUGGAGGGCGGGUAUCAACUUCCACUAUCUAUAUCUGCCUCAGGACUGUACCUGUUACGAACAAAUAUUCUACAGAAAACGCAUAGGUUAACAAGUGCAAAGCUUGCACACAAACAAACAUGGCAAUGUGACCAGUUGAAAGGAAUAACAUUGUCAUCAUCAAAUAUGUUUGUUUUUUAAAGGUCCGUCAACGCCCAGCUUCGCGCAAGGAUUAACACCUGUAAACCUUGCACCAAAACAAAACAAAACCCGAAAGACUGUCAUCAUCAAUGUUUGUUUAAAAAAUAAAUAUCAAUGAAGUACA